Prorocentrum cordatum is the source of this 767-nucleotide messenger RNA. NCBI's taxonomy places the organism in Eukaryota, Dinophyceae, Prorocentrales, Prorocentraceae. The record is from the annotation of a GenBank genome assembly.
CCUAGUUCCAGGGGAGGGGGGAUGACUUUGUCGCCAAUGCCGCGUACAUGAAAGUCUUUCUCUCCUCGACCCUCACCCCCACCCCCACCCCAUUGAAAGGAUCUCCUGAACUCGCCGAACGAUGACGUUCGGGAGCAGGCGGUGUGGGCGCUGGGCAACAUCGCUGGGGACUCGCCGAACUUUCGUGAUUUGGUACUUCAGAGUGGAGGCCUGAAUCCUAUCGCGAUGGUGCUCCGCGAGACGGAGAAGACGUCUAUGAUGCGGAACGCGACGUGGACCCUCUCGAAUUUGUGCCGAGGAAAGCCGCCUCCACCAUUCGAGUGGGUGUCUCCGGCGUUGUCCACUCUGUCGCAAUUGAUUUUCUCUGGUGAUGUCGAGGUCAUCACAGACUCGUGCUGGGCACUCUCCUACUUGUCCGACGGCCCGAACGAGCGUAUCCAGGCCGUCAUUCAGGCCGGAGUGUGCCCGCGGCUGGUGGAGCUUCUGCAGCAUGCCUCGCCCCUCGUGCAGACGCCCGCUUUGCGAGCGGUGGGCAACAUCGCCACAGGCGACGACCACCAGACUCAGGUGGUUCUGCAAGCGGGGACGUUGCCAAAGCUUUCGGGUUUGCUCACGCACGCCAAGAAGGCGAUUCGGAAGGAGAGCUGUUGGACGAUAUCGAACAUCACAGCGGGGAAUCGCGAGCAGAUCCAGGAGGUAAUCAACAACGACCUUAUUCCAAAAGUCGUGGAGUUGUUAGGGACGGCCGAUUUCGACAUCAAGAAGGA